CAAACACGACAGAAGCCGCCGGCGCCACUGCUAACUGAUUUCUCUCAAACCCCGCCCGCCAUGGGAAGCAAGAAGAGGGCGAAGCCGAGCAGGGGCAAGAAGAAGGCAAGGACCUGCACCGACCAGGCCCUGGCCCUCGAUUACGUCCGCGCCUGGGCGCACCCUGCGCCGCCACCUCCGGAGCCCUCGACGGCCGAUGCCGGGGACGGCUUCCUGCCGCCCCAGGCCGCGCGCAUGGCCUGUGGCAGCGGGGGCAACGUGCUGUUCGAGCUUCACUGCCACUCCAACCAUAGCGACGGGUUCAUGUCCCCCUCGGCGCUCGUCGAGCGCGCCCAUCGCAACGGGGUGAAGGUUCUCGCCCUGACAGAUCAUGAUACAAUGGCUGGUAUACCAGAAGCUAUGUCAGCAGCUCAUAAGUUUGGCAUGAGGAUAAUUCCUGGUGUAGAAAUCAGUGCGCUACAUUCUCCACGGGGAAUUCCUGGUGUUGGUGAUCCUGUUCAUAUUCUUGCAUACUAUGGUAUGUGUGGCCCAUCAAGGUUCGAUGAGCUGGACAGCAUGCUCUUGAACAUUAGAGAUGGGCGAUACCUACGAGCAAAGAAUAUGCUGUCAAAGCUAAAUACGAUGAAAGUGCCAAUAAAGUGGGAGCAUGUAACGAAAAUUGCUGGUGAGGGAGUGGCACCUGGUCGACUCCAUAUUGCAAGGGCUUUGGUUGAAGCAGGCUAUGUAGAUAAUGUCAGGGAAGCAUUUAACAAGUAUCUUGGUAAUGAUGGCCCUGCAUAUGCCACAGGCAGUGAGCCAUUUAUUGAGACUGUGGUGCAGAUGAUUAGUCGUACUGGGGGUAUAUCAGCAUUAGCCCACCCAUGGUCAUUGAAACAUCCAAUUGCAGUCAUUAGGUCCUUGAAAAGUGCUGGUCUUGAUGCUAUGGAGGUUUACAGAAGUGAUGGAAAGUUUGAUGCAUUUAGUGAAUUAGCUGAGCAGUAUGGACUUCUGAAGCUUGGAGGUUCAGAUUUUCAUGGAAAAGGCACGAAAGAUGAGUCUGAUGUUGGAGCAGUUAAGCUUGCUAUUACAACUUUGUCCUCCUUCUUGAAGAUGGCUCGGCCUAUCUGGUGUAGUGCAAUGAAAGACAUCUUACUGAAGUUUGUUGAGGAACCAUCUACUGCCAAUCUAGGGAAGAUAAUUAAGUUUGGACAACUUGCCAAUUUUGAUGGCUUUGUACCAAUUGAUAGUGGUAUGGAUGUUGUUAAUCUCUGCUUAUCUUCAUGGUUAAGUCAUGAUGAGAUGGAAGCUGUCGACCUUGAGGAGAAUGAUGAAGCCUAUUGUCAUGUUGUUAUACCUAUUUUCUACCCGAUCCUUUGGUCAAUUCUCCACUAAAAAAACUCUUCUUAUUCUAUUGACUUGCCUUAUACGUUGGGCGGUUGCUGAGCCGCAUGUCAUCACCGAAUUCGUCACAUGUUUCCUGAAAGGGCAUAAGACCUAAUUAUUUCGUGCUUGGCAUGAUUAGCAUGUUACCAAUUUGGUUGCGCUGCGUCAUUAGCGCUUAAUUCAUUUGGCCUCCUGAGCCCUGAUGGCCACUAAUCCUUGGGCGUCUCUUUGCUCCUGGCGUGGAGCAACAGCCACCAGUUCAUUUUAUAAGAUUAUCACCUACAUUCAGUUAUUUUCUACUUCCAGUUUAGAACAUUAUCUCCACUCGAUCAUGUGAUGUUUGCAAAGGUGAGAGAGCAUGUUAUGCUGAUGGGCCAACGGCAGCACUAGGCUGACAAGUAUUGCCUGCCUCUCGUUUCCCCUUUCUGCUUUGGUUUUUGUUUUUGUUUUCUCUUGGCGUGAGAUGAUGGUCGUCGUCAUGGUUGCUUUCUGGGCCUACUACUAAGCUGGUCUAAGAUCAUGUGCAUUAGCUGAUACUAAUGGAAAGCCGCCUUUAAUUAGAUGUCGCCUGUCAUUGACGCUGUAUAGUUUUUUUUUAGUAACGGGA
Messenger RNA from Lolium perenne, 1969 nucleotides. RefSeq lists its product as uncharacterized. Gene Ontology annotation, molecular function: 5'-3' DNA exonuclease activity; 5'-3' RNA exonuclease activity. NCBI's taxonomy places the organism in Eukaryota, Viridiplantae, Streptophyta, Magnoliopsida, Poales, Poaceae. The record is from RefSeq and is a predicted model, not a curated record.